CGCCGACACGGUGGGGCCGCCGACGGAGCACACCGCGAGUGUAUGCGCGACGUGAUUGCGAACCGAGACGCAAAGUUUCGGAGCGUCCGUCGCGCAUGACGGCCUGACGCCCGACGCCUGACGCGGUCUGCCAAGCGGCGUUAUGGCUAAAACUGCGCGACUGCGGGCCCGCACGCACAUAUCGUGUCGGGCAUCACGGAGCUAUGGCGCAUCGAGUGACUCGCGCGGGGCCGCAGCGCACCGCGGCGAUCCCGUUAUGUAGCCAAGUCGAACGAGCCAGGACUAGUUGACAGGCAGGGGACCUCCGGGAACUGAUUGUGCGCGGGCGGGCGUCGCAAGCUCGCAAGUUUGUAGACGUGAUGGCGGCGAGUAAGGGGCUAUCAUGACGUGAUUAGAGCGAUCCUGCUGCCCACGAUCAGCGAACGGACACGAUGUGGCCCGUCGACUUUGCGAGCGCUGGGCGGGAAAAGGCGCUGGUGUGCGCAGCGGCUUGGGCUUGGGCUUGGGCUUGGGGGUUCUUCGAGUUCCUCGGGAGGAGCCUCGUCGUUGACGCUGGUCGACCCUGGAUUCACACCGUCGGAGAGCACGAUCUCUGUUCCGGAGCGACUCGAAUGCAAGCCGUCAAGCCCAAUAUUGCAAUCAGUGAUGUCAUUGACCGACGCGCCGGCGUGUGGGACCAAUGCGCUACCUAACGCGACCC
Molecule: messenger RNA, 700 nt
Organism: Heterobasidion irregulare TC 32-1
Lineage: Eukaryota; Fungi; Basidiomycota; Agaricomycetes; Russulales; Bondarzewiaceae
Exons: 1
Coding region: 432-692 (86 amino acids)
Source: RefSeq, a predicted model, not a curated record